Messenger RNA from Dipodomys ordii (Ord's kangaroo rat), 1301 nucleotides. It is a transcript of the gene Knstrn, whose product is annotated as kinetochore-localized astrin/SPAG5 binding protein. Lineage: Eukaryota; Metazoa; Chordata; Mammalia; Rodentia; Heteromyidae. Gene Ontology annotation, biological process: mitotic sister chromatid segregation; regulation of attachment of spindle microtubules to kinetochore; spindle organization. The coding region runs from base 1 to 762 and encodes 253 amino acids. Gene Ontology annotation, cellular component: kinetochore; mitotic spindle; centriolar satellite. The transcript has 8 exons. The record is from RefSeq and is a predicted model, not a curated record.
AUGGCGGCCCCCAGCGUGGCGGCCCGAGCCACGGCCUUCCGUACGGCCGGGCCCGCCACACCGGAACUGCGCUCCCUUCCGCCCAGCUACCGGAAGUCCCCAUUUGAAACGGAGGCGGCCGACUCCGAGGGCGCCCUGGCGGUUGCGGCCCACAGUGUCCCGGACGAGAGCGACGCGGAGCGGCCGGCGCCGGGGUUCGGGGGCUCCCCCGGGACGCUGCACGGCCCGCAGCCCCCCGCGGCGCCGAGCGCGGGCCUGCCCUCAGAUCCACAAACUCGAGCUACUUUUAAGAGUCUCUUACCUGUUAAGUCCAAAGAAGUUGAUGUUCCCAGACAUCUUCAUUCAGGAGGCUCAGAGAACGAUAUUACAAAAGUCACCAAACCAAAACGAGAUAUUGGGCAGAUGAAAGCUGCAGAGACUACCAUCAGGAAAACCCUCCGAAAGGGGACUGGGAUAGGAAGUCAGGAGAACUAUUCUGGCAAUGGAGACAAACAUGCUGGCAGUGAGACCCUGGCUUCACAGCAAGAACUCACCACGGAUCACUCGGACUCUAUGUUGCUAUUAGAAACGCUGCAAGAUGAGCUGAAGCUUUUUAAUGAAACUGCCAGGAAGCAGAUGGAGGAGUUACAGGCCUUAAAGGUAAAGUUGAAGAUGAAAGAAGAAGAAAGGAUCCGAUUCCUGGAACAGCAAACUCUGUGUAAUGAUCAAGCCAGUGACGUUUCAGUAGCCUUGGAGGAAAUGGAGCAGCUAUUAGAAAUGUAAUAAAAGGCACUGGCCAGGUGGCUCCCACUUGGGGUAAACUCAGAGGAAGCCAUGUAGGAUAUCUUCUUGGCCAUAAUCUUGAACUCUCCAUCCCCAGUUGACAACUGUUUCUACAGUAGGAUUCAGGGCAGUUUAUACUGAAUGGGAGUUCCUCUUCUAAGCCAUUUUCCCUAGCUUCAGAUUGGUCAGUUCUGAGCUUCACUUGUAGAUAAUGGAGGCCUACACAAGGGUCCUGGAGGCUUGACUCCACCUCCUAGGCCAUAAAACAGCCCACCAUUAGAAUCAGGAGACUUAAUCAGCUACCGUCGAAGAAUCUAGGAAGUCACAGGCAGAUUUGCAGAAAGCAACCCUUAAUUACAGUGGAGCAGAGGUGCACACAGGAGACAUCAUUGAGUCAUGGACAGAAUAGUACUUCAUUGCCAAUUUAUGAAACUGGACUUGCAAAUAAUACAUCUUGGAGCUUUUCAUCCAAAUGACAUCUGUCUGUCUGUUUUUAAGUAUUACUUUUGAAAUAAAUAUUUUAAAUAUUCUGACUGUAA